Messenger RNA from Drosophila arizonae, 2691 nucleotides. RefSeq names its product RNA exonuclease 5 (gene Rexo5). Gene Ontology annotation, molecular function: exonuclease activity; nucleic acid binding. NCBI's taxonomy places the organism in Eukaryota, Metazoa, Arthropoda, Insecta, Diptera, Drosophilidae. The record is from RefSeq and is a predicted model, not a curated record. Gene Ontology annotation, cellular component: nucleus.
CAAAAAUAUUUUUUUAGUUAAAGACCUCGAAAAACAGACACGCAAAUAAAUAUACCCGUUAAUAAAAAAACCUCCAUGAAAACUUCCGAGGAAAUAGUCCAAAUCAAAAUUUUAUUAUCAGAUUUCUUAUUUAUAACGCAGAAAUCACUCACAAAAAAUUGAUGCAAAAUUCAGUAAAGUGUCUGCUUUAUCAACUACUGCGAUUAGUUCACCUCACACAACGGGUGAGCAAGAUGUGCGGUACAAUUCUAUACUCUCAGUCGAGCCAGAGCGAAUGUUUAUCCAACAGGCGAAUGAAGAUGAAGGAACAACAAUCGUCCAAGCAGCAGGAGCGCAAUGAGAAGAAGAAGAAAAAACUGGCAGCGCUGGCAAAUCUAAUACAGUUGAACGACAGGGAUCGCUUACAUGAAGCAGAGCAGAAACAUCGCGAUACCGAAAAUGAAGACGAGGUGGAUGACGGCUUUAUCACAGUGUGCAGCAAGCGAAAGACACGGAAUCGUCUAACUAUUAUUGCAGACAGCAGCGGGGACGCUGCUGCCACCGCCGAUGCUGGUGAGGCGGACCACGAUGAGCCAGAAAUCAAGCGCAGUCGCCACAAUUCAGCAGGCGGCGACAAUACGCUUGCCGACAUGCCGGCCACACUCACCCAGGAGCAAUACAGGUCUCUGUCCACGGAUCUGCGUCGUCGCAAGCGCGAACUGGAGAGUGUGCCAGGCGUGCAUCUACGUGACAUGGGCCGACGUGCACUUCUCGAAAUACCUCAGGAGGAACGAACGCCCAUAUUCCUUACAGACAUACAGCAUCUGUUGAUGUCAGCGCUCAUUGGUAAGAAGAGUCCAUGCGCACCCGAUCGCUGGUGCUGUGCCGACAAGUUCCAGAGCUUAUCGCACAGCGUGGUGCUAAUAUUGGAUGGCCUAUCGCUCUACCACUAUAUGUCGAAUGAAAGCCGUUUCGAGGCUACCAAUAGGAUAUUCGAUACAAAGCUUGAGGUGGUGCUGCCACCGCAUGAGGAGGGCAGGAUCAUUGAUACAAUUGCGCAGAUUCCCCUUACCAGUGUCCAGGCCCAGAAGCUGAUUAACGAGCACGGCUCACUGGAAUCAGCUGUAGAACUGAACAAGGAUCCCACGCUACUCGUAAAGGCGAUUUUCCCCAUUGAGAAACAGUCGCCGUCCACAAAAGCAGAAGCACCCAAUUUACAUCCAGACGACAAGUUUCCUCGCACAAAACUAUUGCUCUCCGCAUUGCAAUUGGUCGACGAGGGUUAUCCGAUACCACUGCAGGGCGAGCUACACGCCCGAUUCAGGUCGUUUAAGUUUACAAAAAAAUCAUAUGCUCCAGUUACCGAUCGCAGUCCCAUGUACGGCGUUGAUUGCGAGAUGUGUCGCACAAUAACCGGAGAAAACGAACUGACGCGUAUUUCCAUAGUGGAUGAAAAAUAUCAGACCGUGUAUGAGACGUUGGUGCGUCCCACGAAUAAAAUCACUGACUACCUAACGCAAUACUCGGGCAUCACGGCUGACAUUAUGCAGUCUGUGACGAAGACUUUGGUGGAUGUGCAGCGGGAGGUAUCCGAAUUGCUGCCGCCAGACGCAAUUUUGGUUGGCCAAUCGCUCAACUCUGAUUUGAAUGCCAUGCGAAUGAUGCAUCCGUAUGUGAUAGACACCAGUGUGUGCUUCAACAUAAGCGGCGUGCGGAAGCGCAAGAGCAAGCUCAAGCACCUGGCCCAACGAUUUUUGCAGGAGAGCAUACAGCAGCACGAGGAUGGACAUGACUCCAUUGAAGAUUCACUCGCCACACUCAAGCUGGUCAAGAAGAAGCUGGCCAACAGCAUUGAGUUUGGCGACGAGAUUCUCACACAGCGCAAGCGCAUCUAUGACGUCAUUCGAGCCGCCAGCGGCGAUGGCCUACAAAACAAUUUGUUGGCCCAUGCAGCCAAGCGGGACAAGCGCACGGCUAUCGUGACUGUUGGUGAUCUGCAGCCUGGCCUGAAGGAGGUCAUCAGAAAGGCAGAGCAGGCUGCAUCAAAGGACAGUUGCAAGACGGUCUACGUGCACCAGGUGUCCAGCACCAAGGAAGCUGUACGCAAGGUGAACGAAAUCGCGCUGGAGAACGCGCUGACCAUUGCCAAUCUGCUGGUGCCCGAGCAGGACUUUGUGCUGGAAAGUGCUCAGCGCACUGCUGCCAAAUUAGAUAGUUUUAUUGAACGAGUCUGGAACGCAAUGGCCCACAAUGGGCUACUCAUGGUGCUCAUGGGCGGCUCGACUGAGUGUCAGAAAGGCGUAGCCAAAUUUGCCAUCAAACGCCGCAAUGGCAUCGCAAAGAGCCCUCUCAUUACCGCGGUUGCAGCUGCAGACUCUUAAACAGGCGAGCAUUAGCUACACCCACCCGCACACACUCUACAUAGAAUCAUGCACAUAUACGCAAAUGCUUUGACGAGUAGAAUAGAAUAGAAAGCCGAGAAAGGUAGCAUACAAACCCAAUGCCCAAUUCCCAAUGAAACAAUCAAACGAUCCAAGAAUCCACAAAUUCGCGUCUAGUUUUCGCACAAACCUUUGGUACAUGUCGCAGCGCAUCAGAGUGAGCAAUGUGCUGAACGCAAAUUAGCUGUAAUUUCCAUCUGAUGUAAUGCAAACAAACAAAAAAAAAAAAAAAAAAUGAAAAACCCCAAGAAAAGAAGAAAAAAUACUUUUA